This is a messenger RNA of Fusarium venenatum, 1219 nucleotides long. The record is from RefSeq and is a predicted model, not a curated record. NCBI's taxonomy places the organism in Eukaryota, Fungi, Ascomycota, Sordariomycetes, Hypocreales, Nectriaceae.
UGUCGAGUCCUCAGGGUUCGGCGUUGACCCUCCAAGACCUCCUCGCGAUGGGUUCGAGUAGGUCUGGUUCCCACAGGGUUACUGGGCAGAGCGCCAGCUUAUGAUUUCACGAAAGAGCUAUUCAAGUAAGGGUUUCUUCAAAUGGAUAAAUCGCUCGACAAAAUCUGCCAGUGAAUCUGACGUCCGAGACAUGUCACUUGGUUCUCCUUUGACAUCGAUAUCAGCGCCACCCAACUUCCAAGGCUUUGAACCACCACAGCCAAGGCCGCCUUCCAGUCCCUUUGUAUCCGAGUCGGCGCACGUCUUUUCACUACAGCAUCCCAGCGUCAUUCGCUUCUCAGAUCAGAUUCAAGACUUCAGCUCAAUCUCCCCAAGCUUGGAUAGGGAAAGUGUGGACUCGAUUUCCCCAAUGAAUAAUUUGCUGCCACCACGAACAACAGACACUCCGCCUUCUACAUCAUCUAGCUCUGGGAGUCUCUACGGAAAGGCAAAGAAGAGUAUCGGGUCCAAGCUGAAAUUCAAAAUUCGUAGAGAGGCGACGCCAUACUCAGCAAUGCCCGAACACGAACACCACUGUUCAACGAUAGACGGUACUAGGAACUACACCAGCAUGCAUCAAAUCACAAAAACAGGGUCCUGGUUCAAGGAUGAUGUAUCAAGAACCAAGUUGCGCCGAAGGUUUUUUGGACGACCACCAUGGGGCCGCAAGGAGUCAGCCGAUUCAUACAGCAGCGUGACUAGCUCUGUAAGAGAGAUACUCAAAGGUGAGACUUCUCCCCCAUCUCUAGGUUCAAGCUCCACAUCUUUACGAGUCAACUGUGUCGAUAGUCCAUAUCCAGGAGGGGAAGCAAGACGCAUCAAGACACCUCCGCUUACUGAAGGCACUGCGAAUGGUCGGCCACGUUCGUUCUUUACUGAGACAGUUGCUCCUGCAGACGUGGAAGAAGUGGACAUCCAAACCUCCUCUUCAAGGAGGCACUCUCUGCAGACAGUCUAUCACAAAAGUUAUGCUCCUGACACUACCGAGUGGUGGGAAAGAAUCCCCAAACAGCCCGUUCGAAAGAACCCUUUCCAGGGUCCGGCCACUUUUGAAUUCGAACUCCAGGAACACCUGCCAAGCAGUCCAAUUUGCCCGGCUAACGAGAAACAUGUCGGUGGCGGGAAGGGUGUAUGCGUUUACCAUGGGCGCAGAAAAGGAGCAUCAAAGAUUAAGGGAUGA